Molecule: messenger RNA, 2676 nt
Organism: Melanotaenia boesemani (Boeseman's rainbowfish)
Lineage: Eukaryota; Metazoa; Chordata; Actinopteri; Atheriniformes; Melanotaeniidae
Gene: slc15a1a
Product: solute carrier family 15 member 1a
Exons: 21
Coding region: 49-2121 (690 amino acids)
Biological process (GO): oligopeptide transport; transmembrane transport
Cellular component (GO): membrane
Molecular function (GO): dipeptide transmembrane transporter activity
Source: RefSeq, a predicted model, not a curated record
UUCUUCAUCGUUGUGAAUGAGUUCUGUGAGAGAUUCUCCUACUAUGGAAUGCGAGCUGUGCUGGUGCUGUACUUGAGGUACUUCUUGCGUUGGGAAGUUGACCUGGCAACUUCCAUCUACCACGGCUUUGUGGCUCUCUGCUACCUGAGCCCCAUCCUCGGGGCCAUUGUGGCAGACUCCUGGCUAGGAAAGUUUAAGACCAUCAUCUACCUGUCCAUUGUCUAUGCAAUUGGGCAAGUUACAAUGGCAAUCAGUGCAAUUCAUGACAUCACUGACUGGGACAGAGACGGAAUACCAGACAACAGGACCAUUCAUAAGGUGUUGGCCCUGGUGGGUCUCUUCCUCAUCGCCAUGGGCACUGGUGGCAUCAAACCUUGUGUGGCUGCUUUUGGUGGAGACCAAUUUGGUGAUCACCAGGAAAAACAAAGAAGAACUUUCUUCUCUGUUUUCUACUUGUGCAUCAAUGGAGGGAGUCUUCUGUCAACCAUUAUCACUCCAAUCCUCAGAGGUCAGGAAUGUGGUAUCUACAGUAAGCAGAAGUGUUAUUCUCUUGCCUUUGGUGUCCCUGCAGCACUGAUGGUCGUUGCACUUGUGGUGUUUAUCAUGGGGAGUGGCAUGUACUACAAAACUAAACCUGAGGGCAACAUUAUGGUGUCUGUGUGUAAAUGUAUAGGGUUUGCCAUUAAAAACCGCUUCAGGCACAAGAGCAAGAGGUACCCAAAGAGAGAGCACUGGAUGGACUGGGCAGAGGAAAAAUAUGAUAAACUCUUCAUCGCUCAAAUUAAAAUGGUGCUGAAGGUCCUCUUUUUGUAUAUUCCACUGCCGAUGUUCUGGACUCUUUUUGAUCAAAAGGGUUCGAGAUGGACUCUGCAAGCCACCACAAUGAAUGGAAAUUUUGGGCUACUUGUUAUACAGCCUGAUCAGAUGCAGACGGUCAACCCCAUCCUAAUCCUGACUUUGGUGCCUAUAAUGGACAGUGUGAUUUACCCUCUGAUCAAAAAAUGUGGCCUGGAAUUCACACCUCUGAAAAGAAUGACAGUGGGGAUGUUUCUGGCAGCAAUGGCUUUUGUUUGUGCUGCACUGGUCCAGGUUCAAAUUGAUAAAACAUUGCCUGUUUUUCCAUCCACCUCAGAGAGUCAGCUAAGACUGCUUAACAUGGGCAGAAAUACAGUUACAGCUCAGCUGCAAAGCAAUAAUCUAGAACUCCCUGCAGCUCAGGCCAGUGCUGAAUACAUGACAUUUAAAACAGAACAAAUUAGUGUUUCAAUAUCAGAUAGCAACUCUUCAGUUACUAAAAUGAUUCCCUUGGUUAAAGCAAAGCGACAAACACUUCUUAUUCCCUCAGCCCUCAGUGAUGAAUGGGUCCUGUCUGAUGAUUUGACUACCAAACCUGAAGAAGGAAACAAUGCAAUCCGAUUUGUUAAUGGAAAGGACACAGAAGUCAAUGUCUCCACUGCUGAUAUACACUUUGGGUUAAUUGAGCCGUAUUUUUAUUCCAACUACACCCUGAUAAAAAAUGGAGAGGUCACAUUCACUUUAGAAAGUGGUUCACAGUCGUGUGAAUACAGCAGGGUCUUUGGAUUUGGAAGUUCUUAUACUUUCUUCAUCCCCAGCACUUUAACUUUGGGACCAGAUUGUCAGGAGUCUUUAACAGUGGUAGAGGACAUCAAGCCAAACACGGUCCACAUGGCCCUCCAGAUCCCACAGUAUUUCUUUAUCACUGCUGGAGAAGUAAUGUUUUCUGUUACUGGCCUGGAGUUCUCUUACUCACAGGCGCCCAGUAACAUGAAAGCAGUGCUUCAAGCAGGCUGGCUGUUUACUGUUGCUAUUGGCAACUUUAUUGUCCUGAUUGUGGCAGAGCUUGCAAAGCUUCCCAAACAGUGGGCAGAGUACACCCUAUUUGCCUCCCUCUUGGUGGUAGUGUGCAUCAUCUUCUCCAUUAUGGCAUAUUUCUACACUUACAUCGACCCUGCAGAGAUCGAGGCCAAGUUCAGGAAGGAUGUUAAUGAUGAUGACAACGAUGAUAAAAGCAAGCUACAGAACAAAGAGGUUGAGAUGGUCAGGAGAUCAUCAGAUAGUAGUAGUGAUGAUGAUAAUAAAUCAAAACAAACCAAAAUAUGAGAAACAGAGAAUGUACAAGCGGUCUAUAUUUGUAUGUCUUCUAGUUUAGUUUCCAUCCAUCCGUGUUCUAUACCACUUAGUCCAGUUCAGGGUGUAGGCAACAUGUCACCAACGGAUAUGAAUUCAGGGUUAGGUUGUGUGCAAUAAAUCAAAGAGGUUGAUGCAAUGUCCUAAAGGGAAGCUGGGAGAGCUUGUGUGUGUGUGUGUGCGGGGGGGACUGUAUCCUUUCUAUCUAUCUAUCUAUCUAUCUAUCUAUCUAUCUAUCUAUCUAUCUAUCUAUCUAUCUAUCUAUCUAUCUAUCUAUCUAUCUAUCUAUCUGUAUAUAUAUCUUUACUGUGUGUAAUUGGUUGUUUAUAUAUGUUAUGUUGACAUAAGCAAUAAAACUUAUCCUGUGUUUUUCUCAUUCAUUAUUUUUGUUGUGAUUUUUUUUGUUUUUGCCAAAAAAUGUUUUGCUGGCAUGAAGGUAAUAUUCCCAUCCUUCUCUUAAAGUGCAAGCACAGAACAAAUGUCAUAAUGUGACAUUAACAUUAUGACUAGGUACCAAUUAGAUUUUCA